Molecule: messenger RNA, 807 nt
Organism: Penicillium samsonianum
Lineage: Eukaryota; Fungi; Ascomycota; Eurotiomycetes; Eurotiales; Aspergillaceae
Exons: 2
Coding region: 1-807 (268 amino acids)
Source: RefSeq, a predicted model, not a curated record
AUGUCCUUGGAUCCGCUCCGCGGCUCAUGCUCUUGUGGUCGAAACGAAUACCAAAUUAAUAUCCCGGACGAUGUGACAGACCAUGCCGAAGUAUACUUUGACAGCAGCCGAGACAAUCGUCGAUUUCACGGAACACCUCUUUCGGCGUGGCUUCGAGUGCCUCUGGGCUGGUAUCAAUCUCACACCCUCUCCUUCUUCCCAGAUGAAUCACACUCUUCCAUUCGCCGCAUUUAUUCGCCCCGCCAUGCACCCCAAACCCAGCGUGUCUUCUGUGGUUACUGCGGUACACCCCUGACAUUCUGGACAGAGGAGCCCCUCGAAGAAUCUAACUUCAUGUCUGUCACGAUUGGUAGUCUGCGAGCGGAUGACCAGCGCGCGCUGGAAGAUCUAAGAUUAGUUCCUCGGGACUUUGACGAGGAAGUUCCCGGUGCCGAUGUGUCGACCUCGUCUGAUCUAGCACCAGCCUCACAGACCGCUUCAUCUUCGGUUAUUGUUCCGUCAUCUACCGAUUCUCUGAAUAUCUCAAGAAGUCUACAGCACGGUAGGACGGGGGGAAUCCCUUGGUUCGAAGAGAUGGUAGAAGGGAGCCGCUUGGGUCGUUUGAUGCGUGCUCGGCGUGGUAUGGGAGUCAGCGAUGACCAAACGACUUCAGUCCAGUGGGAAUUUAGCGAAUGGCAUGAUGAUGGGACCGGUGCAGGUGGGUUUUUGCAACCGGAUUCGGACUCAAGCGGAUACUUAAGGGGAAAUAGGAAGCGGGUGAAUCAGGGCGAUGUUGAGAUUGAGUCUCCACCGAAGCGAGCAGCGUAA